AUGUCAUUACCCGACCUGGCUGUGGUGCUGCUGUUGGACUUCGCACCGCUGCCGUCCCUUGUUGCGGCACUGGCCCGGACCAGCCGCGUUGCCGCGGCAGCAGCACUGGCUGCCAAAGAGGUGCUUCAGGAGCGAUUCCGCCGCGAAGAUGAAACCACAUCUCAACGAGUCGCUGACUUGUAUGUUUGCGUGAGGGUCCAGCGGCUGCCGAACGGUGCGCUGCAUGGGGUGGAGCGCUCCACCUGCGUCCCGUAUCGAGUAGGAGGACCUUGCAGUCCCUCCUUCUACGCGGAGCGCGUGUGGAAGGAGGGGAGGUUGGUGAAGGACGCAGUCUGGGAAACCAACAGCUGGAAGCGGAAUUCACAGCAGAUCCACGAGCUCUGCUUGAGCCGAGAGUACGACCUCGAGCCGCCCUCACCUCUGCCGCUGCACCACCCGCUGCUGCAAGACCGACCAGGCCUUGGGACGUACGGAAUGCCCUGUCUUGAGCGUGAAUGGAGUGACCAGGGGGUGCUUUGCAGGUUGUUACUCUUUGAAGAGGACGAGGAAGAAGUCAGCUCCUUGAUGGCACGAACUGGGUGGGACAUGCAAGAUACGGACUCGUUGUUCGCGGCCGUUGACCAGCUGAUGUAUUAA
Symbiodinium natans is the source of this 636-nucleotide messenger RNA. NCBI's taxonomy places the organism in Eukaryota, Dinophyceae, Suessiales, Symbiodiniaceae. The record is from the annotation of a GenBank genome assembly.